AUGAAACCAAACACGGAAGUUGCCUCGAAGCAGAAGAAGGAAAGGGAGUUGGAUCCUGCAAUGGAUUGGCUCAUUAAUGCACACUUGUGGGGGAUUGGAUGUCGCCAUAAGGUGUUUGACUUACAUUUUGAUAAUGUGUCUGCUCUAGUGGAUCACCUUGCAUGUGACCAAACAAAUUACGGGUGUUCUUGUUGCGCUCCCAUGACUCCUGACGUGUGCUGUGACAUCCAUCACCCGUCCGCCUUCCUGUUAUUCGACACUCACAUUCCACAACCACCAAAACUUCCCAACCGCUCUCGUCUCCCUAACUACGCUAUGGGCCCCAAGGAGUAUGAGCUGUGCGAGGCACUAGAGGAUUGGAGAGAAGAGAAGAUGGCAGAGAAAUAUGGGCAUUCUCACCUUAUCGAUAUCGAUCCGGCUAUCAUCAUGGCAGAUUCAGUUCUGGAUUGCCUUGUCAACUGCGCACAUCAUGAGAAGAUCAGGACCAUUGAAGACCUUCGCAAGGAAACUCAUUGGUCAUCUGCUGACAAAUUUGGCAGUGAAGUUCUUGCCAUCAUACAUCACAUCAUUCCUGUCAAAGUGAUCGUACGGGCAGCCUUGACCAACGCUCCCUUGCAGCGCGACCCUCUUUCAACAACUUCUAACCCACCAAGGGCUGGGAACGUCGCCCUUCCAUCAACUGUUUCGGAUGUAAAGAAGACGAAUAGAUGUAGUGCUUGCCAACAGGAGGGCCAUAAUAGUACAUAUUGUUAUACGUUCUGCAGUAAAUCUUCUGGACUUACGUUUUCGACUUAUCUUUUCACCAGGGCACAAUCGCAUUUGUCCUUUGCAUCCCGUACGCAACACGACUCGAACAUCUUCUACUGA
Molecule: messenger RNA, 867 nt
Organism: Suillus clintonianus
Lineage: Eukaryota; Fungi; Basidiomycota; Agaricomycetes; Boletales; Suillaceae
Exons: 2
Coding region: 1-867 (288 amino acids)
Source: RefSeq, a predicted model, not a curated record